Molecule: messenger RNA, 1845 nt
Organism: Impatiens glandulifera
Lineage: Eukaryota; Viridiplantae; Streptophyta; Magnoliopsida; Ericales; Balsaminaceae
Exons: 14
Coding region: 177-1622 (481 amino acids)
Biological process (GO): UTP biosynthetic process; CTP biosynthetic process; GTP biosynthetic process
Molecular function (GO): nucleoside diphosphate kinase activity
Source: RefSeq, a predicted model, not a curated record
UUUUGGCCUCAAGGGAGUCAAAUCACUUUCGGGGAAGACAAGUAAAAUUUAUUAUUAUUUGAGUUCAUCGAUCAAAUCUCUCUUUCUCUCCUCCUCCGCCCGCCGGAGUAAAGAUCCUCCCUAUUACAGCCAGAAUUUGCACAACUGUCCAUCAAAAUUGGAACCAAAUCUUAUUAAUGGGAGACGACGGUCCACGGAAACUCAAAUUCUAUUCAGAUCACUUUCAAGUCUCAUCAUCUAGUGCUGCUGCUCAAACCACAUCUUCAUCAUCUUCAUGCCCAAACUCUAGCAAUUCUGUUAGUUCAAACAGUGACAUCUCGACUGGAAGAAAACUGAAAACUGCUGCAUCCAUGUUGAAUUUCUUCAGCGUACCUAAGUUACCAUGGAGUCCUGGCAGUCAGGAAAAGGUGGUACUAACUGUUUCUGAAGUGGAAUGUCUUAGAUCAGAACUUGCUGACUUAGAAGAAAGAACAGCUCUUUUAAAAGCUCAAUUGCACCAUCUGGAUGGAAUUUUACAGUCUGCUCGUCUUUCGGGCUAUCUUUACAUUCGAACUAGAUGGGCGGCAUUACCUGGAGAAGUAGCUCCCCCCCUUGAUGAUUUAGAGAUAGAUGAUUGGCUUCCUCGCUUCCUUGUUCUUCAUGGUCAAUGCAUAUUCUUCUUUUUGUUAUCCACAGAUAUUAGUCCACAGGAUUCUACCCUACUUGCUGAUAUUAUUGAAGUUGGUCGUAUGUCGUGUUUUACAACAGAGGAUGAGGAAACUCGGCAUUGCUUUUAUAUUUUAACUCGUCAAGGACUUCGAUACGAGUGUUGUAGCAAUUCCAAAAUACAGGUACUUCCAAUUCUUUUACUCUUCAAUAUUGUUAUGCACAUGGUUAUUCAGUCAGAUUUCUCUCCAUCAACGAAGAAGAAGAUGAGCUUCCAGUUCGGCAGAUCUGCUUCUCGAGCCAUAAGGUCUCUUCUCUCUGCUUCUAAGCAGAAUUCUCGUAUCCUUACUGAAAGCCAAGUGGCUCCUGCUGCAGCAGUUCUAUCAAGAGGAAAACUGCUUUCUGUAGCUUCAUUGUUCAAAACUGGAUCUGAAAAUGCAUCCAGAGGAUGGAUUUCUGGAGCACUCGCCCUUCCUGCUGCAGUUUACAUGCUCAAGGAGCAGGAAGCAAAUGCAGCUGAGUUUGAGCGCACUUUCAUCGCUAUCAAACCUGAUGGAGUUCAGAGAGGGCUGAUUUCGGAAAUCAUAUCUCGAUUUGAAAGGAAAGGUUUCAAGCUUGUGGCUAUCAAGAUAGUAGUACCCUCCAAGGCUUUUGCUGGAAAACAUUACCAUGAUCUGAAAGAGAGACCCUUUUUCAAUGGUCUUUGUGAUUUUCUUAGCUCUGGCCCUGUUGUUGCAAUGGUUUGGGAAGGCGAGGGAGUGAUUAAGUAUGGCCGCAAGCUUAUUGGAGCAACAGAUCCUCAGAAAUCAGAACCUGGAACCAUUAGAGGUGAUCUAGCUGUUGUUGUUGGAAGAAAUAUCAUUCAUGGAAGUGAUGGUCCUGAGACGGCUAAAGACGAGAUUGCGUUGUGGUUUAAGCGAGACGAGUUAACCAAUUACACGAGCAAUGCAGAGAAAUGGAUCUAUGGAGUCAACUGAUUUUUUUAUUUUUUCAUGUUCUUCUUCUUCCCAAGAUCAGGAGCUGGUUAGAAAAAAAAACAGUUACAAUAAGAAUAAAAAAAAAAUCAGGUCUGGUCCGGUUUGGUCGUUGAUGAUAAUAAGUAAUGUCCUUUUGACAUUCAAAUAAUACUAAGUUAUAUGUUUAUGGAAGUUCUUUGUUUCUUAUAUGAAAAAAAUCAUUAAAAUUAUUAUAAUUUUACAA